GCCUCUUUAUUAGUAUAGCUCGUACUGAUUGGACAACUGCCGAUGGAAUCCGGAGAGGCUGAAGCAGGGAUUGCCAUGGCAACGCGUGGUGCCUUCACUCCUCUCCGCCCAGCCAGCUGAAAUGGGGCCAGAGAGCCUACAGCAGCCCCAGCCACAUAAGGCAAAAAUAUGUAUGUGGAAAUAUCUAGAUGUUCACUCGUUGGACCUCAUCAAUAAUGCUGGAACAACUGAUGAGCUGAAGAGUCUCCUCUGUGAGCUCUUUGAUCUGAAGGAUUUGGAAUCGAAUUCACGCUCUGCAAUCUUGUUAGAUUUGUAUUUCUACACCAUCCAGUUCUGCCAAGAGCAGGGCUUCAACCAGGAACAGACCUCUGCUUUCUUCUCGAUUGUGAAGGACGUGCACGAGGCCUGUGUGGAAACACCGCUCCCCAAUGUGGAGGAAUGCUAUAACUAUUUCUCCGAACUCGUGUUCUGCCACUCCAUUCGGAGACCCCCCUUCAGCAUUGAUCUCUUCAAUCAGGACCAGCUGCUACUCCUAACUGACUACAUGAUUAACACCUACUUCCGUCACUACAAGCUUUACAAAUACGCUUUCACCCCGCAGGUGCGGCUGGACGUCUCAUUCACCUACAUUGGGAUGCCUGAACCAGAGCCCAAAGAUGAAGACACUACAGCUGAGAGUCCAGAAGCAGGACUAUCCCCUUUGCAAGAGGAAUUGGAGGAAGCCGUUGCCCCUGCAGAAAGUCCCACGGCCGCUCUGCGGGACUUCAUUGUAUCUCAGCUCAGCCAGGAGUUAUCCCAGCUGCGCCUUUCCAUCGAUCAGCGUCUAAAAGCAACAGAGGACCAGUUUAAUGCCAAGCUGAUCCAGCUGGAGAAAGGUGCUGGUGCCAGCAAAGGUGCUGGUGCCAGCAAGGGCAAGAAGAAGUAAGCAGACUCGAAAAGGUGGGGUGCGAAGGGCCACUUCCUGUCCCAGGACUGUCUGUUUCCGGGGCUUCUGCAGCGAGAUUACGAGGGGCCACAGAAAAGCCACGAGAGCAGACAGAGGAUGUCAGUUAAAAUAUGGGGGGCAGAUGGAUUUCUAAAAGGCUUUUGAAAAUGUGGUAUCGUUUACUGAAUAUCUUUUCUGAGGUAGUAAGGUCUUAUACUAGCAGCAGGAAGUUCUGCGUUCCUUGUGCACAUGAUAUUACAAUAUUAAAGUGUGUUUCAAAGUU
Messenger RNA from Candoia aspera, 1208 nucleotides. RefSeq names its product cilia and flagella associated protein 119 (gene CFAP119). The coding region runs from base 122 to 925 and encodes 267 amino acids. The transcript has 9 exons. NCBI's taxonomy places the organism in Eukaryota, Metazoa, Chordata, Lepidosauria, Squamata, Candoiidae. The record is from RefSeq and is a predicted model, not a curated record.